This is a messenger RNA of Vicia villosa (hairy vetch), 534 nucleotides long. RefSeq lists its product as uncharacterized. The transcript has a single exon. The record is from RefSeq and is a predicted model, not a curated record. Bases 1 to 534 code for a protein of 177 amino acids. Lineage: Eukaryota; Viridiplantae; Streptophyta; Magnoliopsida; Fabales; Fabaceae.
AUGCAAGGAGAAUUUGAGAUGUCUAUGAUGGGUAAGAUGAAUUAUUUUCUUGGAUUACAAAUCAAGCAAUUAAAUGAUGGCAUCUUCAUCAACCAAUCUAAGUAUUGCAAAGAAUUGUUGAAGAAAUUUGAUAUGGAUAGUUGUAAAGCAAUGUCUACGCCAAUGAGAUUCGGAACCUAUGUUGAUCAAGACGAAUCCGGUGUCUCUAUUGAUAUUACCAAAUAUCGAUGUAUGAUUGGUUCACUUUUGAAUUUGACGGCAAGCCGUCCUGAAAUAAUGUUUAGUAUUUAUUUGUGUGCUCGCUUUCAAGAAAACCCGAAGGAAUCUCAUCUCAUGGCGGUAAUAAGGAUUAUGAAAUAUCUGAAGGGAACAACAAACGUCGGAUUAUGGUAUCCAAAAGGUAGUGUGUGUAAUUUACUUGGUUAUUCUGACGCAUAUUAUGCAGGUUGCAAAACUGAUCGCGAAAGCACUAGUGGAAAAUGUCAUAUUUUAGGAAAUGCUUUAGUUUCAUGGUCAUGCAAGAAAAAAACAUGA